AUAAAGCAUAAAAAAUAUGCGCAGGCAAGACACAGAACUCAAUUUAACUCCGCGAUCCAUUUGGAUGUCGGAUUAUCACAAACUAUUGCAAAAACAAGAGGAAAGCUUUAUGUCAUGGCGAUUGCUUAGCGCUGAUAUGAGAUCUAGGAAUGACCGACAAUCUUUACGUUUAUUGAGGACUGUUCAAGAUUACCGUAAACUGGCGGACUCAAUGGAAAGACAAGGACGCCUUCCCUCGCCUAUACAAAUAGGACACAGGAGCGUAGUGGAGAAAAAGAGAAAGAAAGGUAUGGUAUCGCGAGAGACGUCGUCUAAUCCGAUAAGUUACGGAAUAUCAUUGCCGGAGAUAAAUACUCAGGGUAGUCUGGUACGCGAACCAACCUCGAAAAGAAUGACGCUUAUAGGCCUACGCGAAAGCUUAAAGCGUCACAUAAGUAUACCGGAAACGGAACGUAAAAAGCGGAUAGCUGAUAGGCAACAAGGAACUAUUGAGAAAAAACAAAACAGACGAGAACUUGAAAGAAUGUUUUUGAGUAUUUAA
Dimorphilus gyrociliatus is the source of this 541-nucleotide messenger RNA. Lineage: Eukaryota; Metazoa; Annelida; Polychaeta; Dinophilidae. The record is from the annotation of a GenBank genome assembly.